UCCACAGAGAAAACUGAAGUUUGAAGGAGCAGGAUGGUGGUGUGCUUUUAAAACAGAGGCUUGACUUCAGGGCUGGUGAGAAGCAAGGCAGCUGCCAUGUGGAAAAAGAGAAGCUCUCUGUGAUCCUGCAGAAAGCUGGGCUGCGGUGCAAGGAUGUCUACAGUGCCAGGGAAUCUGCUGUGCACACGAGACAUGUUCAAGUGCCCUGGGGAGCAGCAGCCAGCACUGAAAACGAAUGGGGAUUGAAUUGCUUUGCCUCUGUUUCCUAUUUCUGCAAAGAAAUAACUAUGUGCAAGGGACCUGUUCUCAGGAAAGCACAGUGACUUGUGAAGAUUGUUUGCUUUCCGGACCACACUGCGCUUGGUGUUUGCAAGAGAAUUACACAGACUCAUCUGGAAUUCAUGGGAGGUGUGAUACCCUGGAAAAUCUUUUGUCCAAAGGAUGCCAGCUGAAUUUCAUUGAGUUUCCCAUUUCAGAAGUAGAAAUUCACAGAAAUGAUCCCCUAACUGCAUCAUCCCACAAGAACAGUUCUGAUGUCACACAGAUUUCUCCUCAGAAAUUAACUCUGAGGCUGCGACCAGGACAUGAAGAAACAAUACAGAUCAAGGUUCGCCAGACUGAAGAUUAUCCAAUUGAUCUCUACUACCUCAUGGAUCUUUCAGCUUCCAUGGAUGAUGAUCUGAAUACAAUCAAAGAACUGGGUUCAACUCUUUCCAAAGAGAUGUCAAAACUGACAAGCAACUUUAGACUGGGGUUUGGAUCUUUUGUUGAAAAACCAGUUUCACCAUUUAUCAAAACUACGGCUGCAGAAAUAAACAACCCUUGCAGAAGUGUACCAUAUGAGUGCUUACCUACAUUUGGAUAUAAAAAUGUUUUGCCACUAACAAGUGAUGCUGAAAAAUUCAAUGAAAUUGUGAAAGGACAGCGAAUUUCUGCUAAUAUAGACACUCCAGAGGGAGGAUUUGAUGCAAUUAUGCAGGCAGCUGUUUGCAAGGAAAAAAUUGGCUGGAGGAAUGAUUCUCUACAUUUGCUGGUGUUUGUGAGUGACGCUGAUUCCCAUUUUGGGAUGGACAGUAAACUGGCAGGGAUUGUUAUUCCUAAUGAUGGGAACUGCCAUUUGGACCACAAUAAUGAAUAUUCCAUGUCAACUGUUCAGGAGUAUCCUACAAUUGGACAAUUAAUUGACAAACUCGUGCAAAACAAUGUUCUAUUAAUUUUUGCUGUAACAAAUGAGCAAGUUCACAUAUAUGAGAAUUAUGCAAAGCUUAUUCCUGGUGCUACCGUUGGACGACUACAGAAGGAUUCUGGAAACAUUCUCCAGCUGAUCAUUGAUGCAUAUCAGGAGCUGAGGUCUGAGGUUGAAUUGGAGAUCCUGGGAGAGACGGAAGGGCUCAAUCUCUCCUUCACGGCCAUCUGUAACAAUGGGACCUUUUUUCCACACCAGAGGAAAUGCUCUCAUGUGAAAGUGGGAGAUACAGUCUCUUUCAAUGUGACUGUUAGUCUCUCUUCUUGUGAAAAAACCAGAAGGCUUAUCAAGAUAAAACCCGUGGGGCUCAGCGACGUGCUGGAGAUGGAAAUUCUCCCCCUCUGCAGCUGCGACUGCCAGGCCAAGGCCGAGAAGAAGAGCCCCAAGUGCAGCCAAGGGAAAGGCUCCCUGGAGUGCGGGGUGUGCGUGUGCAGCCCCGGCUACGUGGGGCCGCGCUGCGAGUGCCACGAGAGCUCCCUCGGUGCCAGCUCCUGCAGGGGCCCGGCCGAGCAGAGCUCCUGCAGCGGCAGAGGCGACUGCUACUGCGGGCAGUGCCUGUGCCACCCGUCCCCCUACGGAAAGGUCUACGGGCCCCGCUGCGAGUGCAAUGACUUCUCCUGCGUCAGGCACCGCGGCCUGCAGUGCGCAGGCAAUGGUGACUGUGACUGUGGGGAAUGCAGGUGCCACAGCGGAUGGACUGGUGAAUACUGUAAUUGCACAACUGAUACCAGCAGCUGCAUUGCUGAGGAUGGGACGCUGUGCAGUGGGAGAGGUGAAUGCAUCUGUGGGACGUGUGCUUGCACCCAUCCGGGGGCUUCGGGCCAAACGUGUGAAAAAUGCCCUCUCUGCGGUGACCCCUGCAGUUCCAGAUGGAGCUGUGUGGAAUGUCACUUGGCUUCUGAUGACAAGUCACUGGGAGAUUGCAGUGAAAAAUGCAAAUUGGUUGAUGCAACUGUCAGCAUGGCAAAGGAUUAUUCAGAGGAUAAAUCCAUUUCCUGCUCUUUGCAGGGGGAAAAUGAAUGUAUAACCACAUUUCUACUGGCUGUGGAUGAACAGGGAAGGACAGUCAUUCACAACAUAGAGCGGAAAGAUUGUGCACAGCACCCAAAUAUCCCAAUGAUAGUGGUGGGUGUCACCCUUGCUAUCCUUCUCAUUGGCAUUGUUUUACUUUGUAUAUGGAAAUUACUGGUGUCACUUCAAGACCGAAAAGAGGUGGCCAAGUUUGAAGCAGAAAAAUCAAAAGUUAAAUGGCAAACGGAAACAAAUCCACUGUACAGAGGCUCAACAACCACUUUUAAAAAUGUGACUUACAAGAACCAAGAUAUGCAUAAAAGACCCAUGGCUGCAGACUUCUAUUAGCACCUGCAACACUACAAACUUAGUUUCACUGGCACGAAAUCUAAAUCUAAACUUGUUUCUUCUCAGCUGAUUAUGUGAUAUUUGUUUACAAGUUGCAGUGGUAUAACUGUUCUGUUAGAGAAUAUAUGUCUUGUGUUGGGACAAAUAAAGAUAACAUAUUAGUAGUAAGGGUUAGUAGAAAUAUUUUUUAAAUGAUCCUUUAUUGUUAUAGCCCCCAUCUUUUUAAAAAUGGCAUCAAAAAUAAUUUUAAUGUUGUCAUUAAUACUGAGGAUUCUAAAUUAAUAUGUAAGCUUAUUCUUUGUUAAAUUAGAUAUAUACAGUGAACUUUAUACUAUUUUGUCCAUACACACAAUCCCAUAAAUUAGUGUUUAGGAAUGUAUUUGUACCAGUCUAUUUAUUGGGCUGGUUUAAAUGUAGAAAAUAUUUUGGCUUUUUUCAUGAAUGAAGUUUAAACUACUGUGGAUUGAGCUUUCCCAUAUCACCUGUGUGACUGAAUAAUUUCUCACCCAAAAAAAAGUAGUGAUAUUGCCUGUCUUCUGUAAAUGUAAGUUAUACAGAAACAUUUCUUCUCUAAUUCUUCUUUCUUAUCCUGUUUCUCUGUUUCUUUUCCUUGUUGUUCUUUGAUGUUCUUUAAGGACCUAGGCCCUGGGAUUAUCUCAGGGAAAGUUAAAUCAAGCCAAUCAAGCCUUAUUCACCUGCAGUUGUUUUCUGCUCUAGACACAGACUGCUUUUUUUCUUCUUUUAAAUUCUAGUAAAAAGGAUACAGAGAAAAAGAUAAAUAUUUGUAAAUCAGAGACCCCAGUAGACACACGUUUAAACCAGAGGAUUAGCAGAACUCCAUUUCACCAUUUACAUCCUGCAAAUGAUUUGGGUGCUCAUAAUACACCUCACAUGCUGGGCCAUCACACGAAGCGGCUCAGGAGCCCUUUUCAUGCAGAAAUGUUCACACAAAAGGUUUAUUACCGCACACAAAGACAGUACUUUUUUGUUGAUAUGUCCAUAGUUGUGAGGUUCUUUCAAUGCCCAGCAGCCAAACUGCUUAUUCUUGUGCAUAAUAACAUAUUCAGUUCUUUUGGGCUACAUUGUUUGGAUUUGGGUUGGUUUUUUCUCCCUCAAACUAAACAACAAAAAGAUCUAUGGAUUUCACUUAAUAUUCAUUUCCAUUAUGUUAAUGAGGAAUUUUAAAUCUCCAUUUUAGCUAAUUACAAAUGUAUUGCAAUUUUUAGUUGUAAUAUCUUAGCAUGCACAGCACUGGAUAAAGAAAGUAUAAAAGCACCUAACAUGCUGCCGUAGAAAAAUUACAACAUUGGACUACUUUCAGGUAACAAUAAUGAACUUUAUUUUUUAAUAUAAGUUUUAGGUUGCAUUUUUUACUACUCUGAAACAGAUGGUCAAAAUGUACAUAUGAAGGUACUUAGAAAUGAAGACUUAAAAAUCAAAGGUACUUUGGCACUGUUACAAAUGAUCACAUACAUUCCCUAAGGUAAAUAGGGAGUUUGAUCUGAAAAAGUAUUGGUCUGAAUGUAUUUGAUCUGAAAAAGUUGAUGUCCAUUUAGUAAUAAAUAUUUACCAAGUCUGUGCAACUUCAGUCUCCAUAUGCUCCACAGUUUCUGGAACUGAGACUGGUACGUUAGCUAGCUCUGACCCAUGCCUGUUUUAGGGCCUGAUCCAAAGCCUACUGGAGUCAAUGGCUACAGAUGUGGAUCUAGUUUCAGUGAAACUAUUAGUUUUGGUUUACAAAGAUUGUUUUGUUUAAACAAACUGGUUAAUACUGUCUGUUAGUGAAUUAGAACCUAUAUACAUCUGUCUGUGCAAAAAGAAAUAGUAUCAGAUGCCUUUGGAAGGAAGGUGAUGCUAGAACCACCAAAAUUACAGCAGUGCAAUGGAAAUAAUGGCUGUGAUUAAACUGGAACAGAUUCACACCUGUGUUCUGGUAUUCCUGCAUAUCUCAUAGUGGAAACUGCACAGAUAAAGGCUCACAUCUGUGGACCUUCCAACCACUGGACUCCCACAGAUGUCAGUUCAAGUUACAUGUGGGACUAAAUCCUGUUUCCCUGGCACAUGGAUAAACUCAUGGCAUGCAAAGCUGGCCCCUGAAUCUGCUCAGAUUUCACUUGGGUGAGGGUUGCCUAAGGGUCAAGGGAAAUCCGGAUUUCACCCAUGUAGGUUAUCUGUUACUCUUUUAUUUCUCAUGUAGAAGUAAUCAAAUUAUAAACUUUCUCUGAAAGAAAUUAAAAUAUUUUUAUUACUUUUCAAGUAAUAAAAAUCUAUACUGUUUAUUAAAUGCCUUUUAAGUUCUGUUUCUGAGAUCUGAUUUUGCUGCUCACGAUUAGGGCUGAAAGACUUUCUCCUGUAGGCUGCCCGUUUCAAUAUUCCAACAUAUCUCAGCCUUCAAAAAUUAAUAACAAAGUGGUGUUUGCAUUUCAUAUCAAAUGCUUGGUGCUCUACAUUCCCUGUUCCUACAGGAGAUCUCAUUUCACAAACCUUCUCACCCUCUUCUCAUCACUUGUGUCUUCUGAUCAUCAGCAGAGAUCCAAUUUGUUAUGUUUACAGUCCAAUUGCUCCUCCUAACAAUCCCUCUCUAAAUUAUCAAAGAUGUACAGGAGCCAGGCAGGAUGAUUUGCAAUUUCCCUGCUGUGAGUGACUGUACUAUAAAUUUUCUGUGCACCUUCCAAUUUGUCAGGAUGGAAAUCACUCAAACAAUUAAGAAUCCAUCAGAGGAGAAAAUAGAAAGACUUGGUGAAGAAGGUUUCUAUUAUUGGGGGAUACCAACUCGACUCAUACAUAUAAACCAUAUUUAACAGCAUUAAUUUAGAUCAUAAAUUUUGACUAAAGUCCCACAUUUCAAGAACUUUGAAGAUCUCACUUGGCAUUCAUCCUUGAAACAAGAGUGGUAUUCAUCCCUUUUUUGUUAACUAUAAAAUUUUCAUCUUGUAGAAUUUGUAUCAAAGUUGAUAUUUUUCUUUUUUUAAAAUAUUUUUCCCUACCAAGCUAUAAGUGUGUGGUAAGUGGGAUGAAAACGUUUCUGCUGUUUUCACAAACACUGUUUUGACCUGAGGCUGGACCUUGGGAGUGGCCAAAACAUUUUUUAAUAGUAAUACUUCUAUUCACUAAUGGAUUAAAUUGAAUAAAAUAAUAAUCAGCAGCAAUUUUAUGGUAUUUGUAUAUCUCAUACACCCUACAGAAUAGUAAUUUCAGUAAUGUAUGUUAAAUGGAUAAUUUUUAAUUUGAUUAAUAAAAGGUGCAUGAUAAUUUGUAUUGUAAAUGUCCAGAUUGCAUUCAAGUUUGUUUUGUAAUGUAAUUAGUGGGUAAUGAGCCUGGGAUACAAGAUUUGGGUGUCAAGUGCAAUACUCUCCAUGCCUCAUCUGCUUUAAUGUAGAAGUUGAAGUUUGUUUUGCAGAGUGUUCAACAGUUAUUGCUCCCAAAACUUAUCACACACAAUCUAAAAAUAAAAAGAGACGAAUUUUAGCUUCAUCUAUU
Pyrgilauda ruficollis (rufous-necked snowfinch) is the source of this 6085-nucleotide messenger RNA. It is a transcript of the gene ITGB6, whose product is annotated as integrin subunit beta 6. The record is from RefSeq and is a predicted model, not a curated record. The coding region runs from base 236 to 2605 and encodes 789 amino acids. The transcript has 16 exons. Gene Ontology annotation, biological process: integrin-mediated signaling pathway; cell migration; cell-matrix adhesion. Gene Ontology annotation, cellular component: focal adhesion; integrin alphav-beta6 complex; cell surface. NCBI's taxonomy places the organism in Eukaryota, Metazoa, Chordata, Aves, Passeriformes, Passeridae. Gene Ontology annotation, molecular function: integrin binding.